AUGAAAAGGCUCAGAAACGCCACAGUCGAAAUUGAUAUAGAGAACAGGAAAGACUUAUCUAAGCUGGAAAUUAUAAAAAUGUUUUUAAAAGGGGUGAAGGAGUGUAAAAAUGUCGAACGUUUAAGGGAGAAGGCGAAGGGACAUGUGCCUCCAAGCACCAAGCGAAAACUGAUGAAGCAACGACGAAUGGCCAACUUGAGAGCUCACGUUAAAAAUUGCAGAAUAAGGAAGCAGGAGGAAGUUCCGCCGGAAAAAAACAUCCUCAAUUUCCCCAAAAAUCAGAUCAAAAAUAUAAAUGCCGCCGUCCUCUACUUCAGGCACUAUUUCGAGAGGUACGAGGAGAACACGAAUUGA
This is a messenger RNA of Plasmodium vivax (malaria parasite P. vivax), 354 nucleotides long. RefSeq lists its product as hypothetical. The record is from RefSeq and is a predicted model, not a curated record. The coding region runs from base 1 to 354 and encodes 117 amino acids. The transcript has a single exon. Lineage: Eukaryota; Apicomplexa; Aconoidasida; Haemosporida; Plasmodiidae.